Messenger RNA from Staurois parvus, 306 nucleotides. Lineage: Eukaryota; Metazoa; Chordata; Amphibia; Anura; Ranidae. The record is from the annotation of a GenBank genome assembly.
CUAGGCACUGACUGGCACAACCACUGGGCACUGACUGGUGGCACUGACUGGCAGCACUGCUGGGUGGCACAGGUGGGUGCACUGCUGGGCACAGGUGGGUGCACUGCUGGGCACAGGUGGGCGCACUGCUGGGCACAGGUGGGAGGAACUGGUGGGUGGCAUUGCUGGACACCGAUCAUCAGGGCACUGAUCAUCAGUGCCCUGAUGAUCGGUGCCGAUCCCUGCUCUGACAACUGCCGGUUCUCAGCAAUAUUUUCCUCACGCUCUUACAGCGUAAGUAAAGUGCAGACGAGAACCGGCAAUUGC